UUUAUUUAUUGGUGUUUAAUUUCCUGCCAGGCGGGUCUCCCUCCCUCCCCGCUUCCCCACCCCUCUGCAGGCAGCGGGGCUGGCUGGAGCAGCGGCAGCCUUGGCUUGGAGGGAGGGAGGAUGGGUGGGGGGCCAGGUGGGCUGCUCCUCUCCGCGCUGUACCUGAGCUGAGCUUCUCCAGAGACUUUUAUUUAUUGGGGGCGCGGGGGGAGGGGAGGAAGGCAGGGGCGGGAGGUGGUUGCUAUUUUGGAUGCAAAGAUCUGGGGACAGGAAAACCGCACACACAGACACACACACACACACACACACACACAGACACUGAAACCAAGGACAACCCCAGAAAGGACUCACUUUGCCUUGAUGACUCAACGCAACUAAUAAUCAUUUCUCUCCUCUCGCUGUGGCGAGUCCCUCCUGCUCCUCCUGCUGCUGCUGCUGGCAGAGGAGGGAGCGAUUGAAAGUGACACAUCGGGGGCUGCCGCCUCUUCACCGCGAUCACAAGCGCCCGCUUCCCGGCUCCUCCUGCUGCCGCUUCUCCUCCCGCUGCCCGGGAUAGCGGCCCCUUUAGACGCGGCCUCCCUCCCCUUCGCCACCCCCUCUCUCCCCCGCGAUUGAUUUUCUCCGCCGAAGGUGUGAGAAGUCGGGCCUCUCUCUCUCUCCCCCCUCGGAGCCAGUCGCCUCACCUCUCCCCCCACCCCCGUUCACUCCCCCGGCUGCCCUCUUUGGAAGGGGCUCUGACUCGUGACAGCCAGCUCUGCCCAAGAAGACACCCUGACCCGGGACCUUAAAGCUCGGACUCUAGGAAAAGGAAAAGGGGGGUCAGCUGGGUGGGGAGGGGGGAAGGAAGUAGAAAGGAAGAAAACACCAACGUAAAAGGAGGAAACAAGAAAACUUUCCACCCUGGAUUCUCUACUUUUGAUCCAUGGACAGAGCCCAACUCAGCCAACUUACAGACAGACUAUAAGCAGUCCUUGUUCAUUUUACUGUGAUCUGCCUGUGGGAACUUUGUCUCCAAGUCAAAGUAGCAUGGAGCGGAGAAGUGAGAGUCCCUGUCUAAGGGAUAGUCCAGACAGAGGGAGCGGCAGCCCUGAUGUCAAAGGUCCUCCCCCAGUGAAGGUGGCCAGGCUUGAGCAGAAUGGCAGUCCUAUGGGAACCCGAGGGAGGCCCAAUGGCUCUGUGACCAAAUCAGUGGGAGGUUUGAUGAUUCCUGUCUUUUGUGUGGUGGAGCAGUUGGACACCUCCCUCGAAUACGAUAAUCGAGAGGAGCAUGCAGAGUUCGUUCUGGUUCGCAAAGAUGUCCUCUUUAGCCAGCUGGUGGAGACGGCACUCCUGGCUCUGGGGUAUUCCCACAGUUCUGCAGCUCAGGCACAAGGAAUAAUCAAACUUGGGAGGUGGAACCCUCUGCCCCUCAGUUAUGUGACCGAUGCACCAGAUGCGACAGUAGCCGACAUGCUACAAGAUGUCUAUCAUGUUGUGACAUUGAAAAUCCAAUUACAAAGUUGUUCAAAGUUGGAAGACUUGCCAGCAGAGCAGUGGAACCAUGCCACAGUCCGCAAUGCCUUAAAGGAACUGCUUAAAGAGAUGAAUCAGAGCACAUUAGCCAAAGAAUGCCCUCUCUCCCAGAGUAUGAUUUCAUCCAUUGUAAAUAGCACAUACUAUGCCAAUGUAUCAGCAACCAAGUGCCAGGAGUUUGGGAGAUGGUAUAAAAAGUACAAGAAGAUUAAAGUGGAAAGAGUGGAAAGAGAAAACCUAUCAGACUAUUGUGUUCUGGGUCAGCGUCCCAUGCACUUACCAAAUAUCAACCAACUGGCAACCUUGGGAAAAACUAAUGAACAAUCUCCUCACGGCCAAAUUCACCACAGUACUCCAAUCCGAAAUCAAGUGCCAACAUUGCAGCCAAUCAUGAGCCCUGGUCUCCUGUCUCCUCAGCUCAGUCCACAACUGGUAAGGCAGCAGAUAGCAAUGGCCCACCUGAUAAACCAACAGAUUGCUGUAAGCCGGCUAUUGGCUCACCAACACCCACAAGCUAUCAACCAACAGUUCUUGAAUCAUCCACCCAUCCCUAGAGCUGUCAAACCAGAGCCAACGAAUUCAUCAGUGGAAGUCUCUCCAGAUAUUUACCAGCAAGUCAGGGAUGAGCUGAAGAGAGCCAGUGUGUCCCAAGCUGUCUUUGCAAGAGUGGCAUUCAACCGCACCCAGGGAUUGCUGUCAGAGAUCCUGCGUAAAGAAGAAGACCCUAGGACAGCUUCCCAAUCCCUCCUGGUAAACUUGAGGGCAAUGCAGAAUUUCCUCAACCUGCCUGACACAGAGCGGGAUCGUAUAUAUCAGGACGAGAGAGAGAGAAGUAUGAACCCCAAUGUGAGCAUGGUGUCUUCGGCAGCCAGCAGUCCGAGUUCUUCCAGAACCCCCCAGGCCAAAACCUCAACACCGACAACAGACCUCCCCAUUAAGGUGGACGGCGCCAACGUCAACAUCACAGCUGCCAUUUAUGACGAGAUCCAACAGGAGAUGAAAAGGGCCAAGGUGUCUCAGGCCCUGUUUGCCAAAGUGGCUGCCAAUAAAAGUCAGGGAUGGCUGUGUGAGCUGCUCCGCUGGAAAGAGAACCCAAGCCCAGAAAACCGCACCCUCUGGGAAAACCUCUGCACCAUCCGCCGCUUCCUGAACCUUCCCCAGCACGAGAGGGAUGUGAUCUAUGAGGAAGAGUCCAGGCAUCACCACAGCGAGCGCAUGCAGCAUGUUGUCCAGCUCACUCCUGAGCCUGUGCAGGUCCUGCAUAGACAGCAGUCCCAGCCUGCAAAGGAAAACACACCUCCAAGAGAAGAGGCCCCACCUCCACCUGCUGAGGACAGUUGUGCCAAAAAGCCAAGAUCCCGUACCAAGAUAUCCUUGGAAGCUUUAGGCAUCCUUCAAAGUUUUAUCCAUGAUGUAGGCCUGUAUCCUGACCAGGAGGCCAUUCACACUCUGUCCGCUCAGCUGGAUCUGCCCAAACACACGAUCAUCAAAUUCUUCCAGAACCAGCGUUACCACGUAAAGCACCACGGGAAGCUAAAAGAGCAUUUGGGAACAGUGGUUGAUGUGGCAGAGUACAAAGAUGAGGAGCUGCUGACUGAAUCAGAGGAGAAUGACAGUGAAGAAGGCUCCGAGGAAAUGUAUAAAGUGGAACCGGAAGAGGAGAAUCCUGACAAAAGCAAGGCAACUCCUUCAGAAAUUGACCAGAGAUAAUGUGAGCCCAUGAUACAGAAAGCAAUACAUUGAUCCAAGGAUUUUCUGUUUAUUUUUAUUAAUUUGUUUUUUCCCCUCUUUUUGCAUUUGUUGUUGUUAUUUCUGUUGCACACGAUCCGUGUGAAAACUGAAUGAAUUCAGCAUCGUCCAAUUAAAACAUCACCUUGACACAGACACUUGAGUGUUACACUUCUACGUUUGACUGAGAUAAUAGUUGUAAUCACAUAGGAUUAUGCCUGUUUUAAUCUUGCAUUUAUGAAAGGGACAUCUAGCAAGUUAACAGGAAGAAAAAGACCUAUGAAAUCAAUGAAGGAAAAUUUACAGCUGUGUGUGUGUGUGUAUAUGUGUGUGUGUGUGUGUGUGUGUGUGUGUGUGUGUGUGUGU
Molecule: messenger RNA, 3606 nt
Organism: Trachemys scripta elegans
Lineage: Eukaryota; Metazoa; Chordata; Testudines; Emydidae
Gene: SATB2
Product: SATB homeobox 2
Exons: 11
Coding region: 1027-3222 (731 amino acids)
Biological process (GO): regulation of transcription by RNA polymerase II; chromatin remodeling
Molecular function (GO): DNA-binding transcription factor activity, RNA polymerase II-specific; RNA polymerase II cis-regulatory region sequence-specific DNA binding
Source: RefSeq, a predicted model, not a curated record